This is a messenger RNA of Gavia stellata (red-throated loon), 1875 nucleotides long. RefSeq names its product acyloxyacyl hydrolase (gene AOAH). Gene Ontology annotation, molecular function: calcium ion binding; acyloxyacyl hydrolase activity. The coding region runs from base 1 to 1875 and encodes 624 amino acids. The transcript has 22 exons. The record is from RefSeq and is a predicted model, not a curated record. Gene Ontology annotation, biological process: lipopolysaccharide catabolic process; negative regulation of inflammatory response. NCBI's taxonomy places the organism in Eukaryota, Metazoa, Chordata, Aves, Gaviiformes, Gaviidae.
AUGCUGAGUGGCUCCGGCAACUACUGUGGUUUAAGGUCGUUAGUCAUCCGCUGCUACUGCAGGAGACACGGGAGCGCUGAGCCAGAGCUCUUCGUGCAACCCUCUUGGUCCUCCCAGGCCAGCAGGAUGAGGAGGUCUAGGCAAACAUUCCUUAAUUUAUUCUGCAUCCUCUGGCUCCCACUUCUGCUGAAGGCUGUCUCUUCCUCCCCUCUGCCCCAUGGAAACGACCCACCACCCGCUUCGCUCCCCUCCGGGCUGUACAAAGGACACACCUGUGUUGGAUGCGUCCUUGUGGUCUCUGUAAUUGAACAGCUUGCACAGUGGCACAACAGUACAGUAAAAGCAGCCAUGGAGAGACUGUGCAACUACAUACCUGAAAAACUGCAAGGUUUCUGUUACAUACUUGCUGAACUUUACGGACCACACAUAGCUGAACUCAUAGACAGGGAAAUGAAUGCCGAUGUGGUCUGCCACUCCUUGAAGCUGUGUAAAGAGGAUCCAGGCCAACCACUUUGUCAUCUCUACUCUCCUCCAAAGGUGGGGCUGAGUACUGCAAUAAGGAAAGCAAAGAGGAUUAUGAAGACUGCCAAGGAUCUGAAAAGCUUCACGGGCUUCUCAAGUUUAUGUGCAUUUCCUCUUCUGGAUAACCUGUGUGAGAAGAUUAAAUAUGUUAUAAGAAAUAAACUGCCUUUUGAAGAUUUUGAUGGAGAUAAAUUUAGUACUUUCCCGACCUUGAGGGGCUAUCACUGGCGAGGCAGAGACUGCAACGACAAAAACACCACCGUGUACCCUGGCAGACGUCCUGAUAAUUGGGAUGUGAAAAGUGACUCUAACUGCAAUGGCAUAUGGGGCGUGGAUCCAAAAGAUGGAAUUCCCUACGAGGAGAAAUUCUGCAAAGGUGCGGACUCACAGGGGGUUGUGCUGUUGGGAGACUCGGCUGGUGCUCACUUCCACAUCCCUCCUGAGUGGAUGACCGUCACGCAGAUGUCAGCGAAAUCAUUUGCUAAUCUCCCAAUGGCUUUCACCGAUGAGCUUGACUGGCCCCAGUUCUCAGAGAUCACUGGAUUUCUGAACUCCACCAUCGGAGGCUGGACGGACUCUCUUUAUCUACGUUUACGCAGGAGAAAUCGCUGUAAUCACAGAGACUUACAGAACAUUUCCCAAAAUGGUGGUUCUUCAGGAAACCUCCUCUAUUUAAUAAAAAGCUUGGCCAGAAACCAGCUGUUGGACAAUCCAGCCAUAGUUAUCUAUGCUACAAUUGGGAAUGAUGUCUGCAAUGGGAAACGCGACACACUGGCUCACAUGACUACACCCAAGGAAAUGCUCUCCAACGUGGUCCAAGCUCUGCGAUACCUGGACUCCCAUCUUCCAAAUGGCAGCCACGUGAUUUUAACAGGCUUGGUAGAUGGUCGCUUUCUCUGGGAUACCCUGCAUGACAGAUACCACCCUUUAGGGCAGCUGAACAGGGACGUCACGUACAGUCAGCUCUAUUCUUUCCUUGACUGCCUCCAGGUGAGCCCCUGCAGCGGCUGGCUGACCCCCAACGAGACCCUCAGGAACUUGACCUCGGAGAGAGCUUUACAACUUUCUAAUGUCCUGAAAGAAAUAGCAAGAUCUGAGAAAUUUGCCAACUUUGAUAUUUUCUACAUGGAUUUCCCACUGAGACAAACGGCCGAGGAGUGGCACAAGAUGGGAGGCGAGCCCUGGCAGCUGAUCGAACCAGUCGAUGGUUUCCACCCCAGCCAGAUUGCUGCAGCCCUUGGAACAAGCAUUACCUGGCAGAAGGCGCUACAUGAAUGGCCUCAAGUGCUUGGAAAGGAGAAUCCAUUCAACGACCAGAUUGCAGCUAUAUUCAAAGAUCAAGGCGGACACUGA